UCAAAUUUCAUUUUCUUUUUGUGUGAAAGCAUUUAUUCCCACAAUAUCCAUAAGUAGCUGCCCUGUGAGUCGCCCAAACCAUCAUCAAAUCAACAACAUUAUUCACCAUCAUCAACAUUGUAACCAUGAAAACCCCUCAGUUACCUCCACCCUUGCAACUAGAAAACCAGUCCCCACCACCACCACGUCCGAUGUGGCAAAUCAUAACCGUCGCCGCCAUCGCCGCCGGCGUACAGUUCGGGUGGGCCCUACAGCUCUCCCUCUUAACUCCAUACGUCCAGCUGUUAGGAAUCCCACACAAAUGGUCCUCAUACAUCUGGCUCUGCGGCCCAAUCUCCGGCAUGAUCGUACAACCCAUCGUCGGCUACUACAGCGACCGCUGCACCUCCCGGUUCGGCCGUCGCCGCCCCUUCAUCGCCGGCGGCGCCAUAUUAGUCGCCGUAGCCGUCUUCCUAAUCGGUUUCGCCGCCGACAUUGGCGUUUCCACCGGCGAUAAACCCGGCACCGCCCCAAAGCCCCGUGCAAUAUCCGUAUUUGUAAUCGGGUUUUGGAUUUUAGACGUUGCAAACAACAUGCUACAGGGCCCGUGCCGGGCCUUGCUAGCGGACUUAUCCGGUUCGGACUCGAGACGAAUCCGAACCGGAAACUCGCUUUUCGCCUUUUUUAUGGGCUUGGGUAACGUUCUUGGCUACGCGGCCGGAUCGAAAACGAACUUGUACAAAAUCUUUCCGUUUACUAAAACACAUGCGUGUGACAUUUACUGCGCUAAUUUGAAAACAUGUUUUAUCAUAUCCAUAGCGUUGUUAUUAAUCAUAACCGUGGUCGCCCUAACAACCGUUUCGGAAACCGUGAUAGAUAACGUUUCCGAAACGGAAAACGGGAAAGUGGAGCAGCUGGUUUUUUUUAAGGAAAUGGUUGGGGCGUUGAAGAUGUUGUCAAAGCCGAUGUGGAUAUUGUUAUUGGUGACGUGUCUGAAUUGGGUUGCAUGGUUUCCGUUUUUGUUGUUUGAUACUGAUUGGAUGGGACGUGAUGUGUACGGUGGUGAUAACAAUCUUAAGUUGUAUAACCAGGGUGUGAGUGCUGGUGCGUUGGGGCUGUUGUUGAAUUCGGUGGUGUCUGGGGUGACGUCACUGGGGAUGGACCAGCUGACAAGGGUUUGUGGUGGCGUGAAGCGGUUGUGGGGUGGGGUGAACUUGUUGCUAGCGGUUUGUUUGGGGAUGACUGUUUUGGUUUCGAAGAUGGCGGAGGAAUCACGGCAGGCUGACGGUGUGACGUCUGGUCGGUUACCUUCGGCCGGUGUGAAGGCCGGUGCAUUUACUCUUUUUGCUGUUCUUGGUAUCCCGCUUUCGGUAACUUUCAGUAUUCCAUGUGCUUUGGCUUCCAUUUUUUCUAACGACUCAGGACUAGGACAAGGUUUAUCAUUAGGUGUUCUUAACCUUGCAAUUGUUAUACCACAGAUUUUUGUAUCGUUACUAAGUGGACCGUGGGAUUCAUUAUUUUCGUUUGGAAACCUGCCGGCAUUUGUCGUAGGAGCAAUCGCAGCAGCAAUAAGUGGAAUAUUGGCCUUUACUCUGCUUCCAUCACCACCUCAAGAUGUGCUAGCAAAGGUUUCUGGGGCACCAAUGCACUAAAGAGAGAGUGCCGUUUUUUCAAGCUUAUUUUGUGUCUAAAUCUUGCUUUUGUUGUUAUAACUUAGUUUAAAACAAAACGAUGGUCUGCGACGGUUAUCUUUUGCUCAACCGGUUGGCAUGUACUAUUAUAUCAUGUCAAUUGGUAUUUAGGUCAAAGUCACUUAAAUAGACUAUAAAUAGGUUAUUUUAUGUGUGUUUAUUGCUAUGUAACUAUGGUACGAGCAAGAGCUCGUUUCAUAUAUUGGGUCUUAUAUAAU
This is a messenger RNA of Helianthus annuus (common sunflower), 1888 nucleotides long. Its product is annotated as sucrose transport protein SUC8. Gene Ontology annotation, cellular component: vacuole; plasma membrane. NCBI's taxonomy places the organism in Eukaryota, Viridiplantae, Streptophyta, Magnoliopsida, Asterales, Asteraceae. The record is from RefSeq and is a predicted model, not a curated record. Gene Ontology annotation, molecular function: sucrose:proton symporter activity. The coding region runs from base 126 to 1631 and encodes 501 amino acids. Gene Ontology annotation, biological process: sucrose transport. The transcript has 4 exons.